CAUGCAAUUGCAUUACACUUGGAUUAGUGGGCGCUCUCACCUCAAAAAGUAGAUGUCAACAUUAACGGUAGCAUGUUAUCUGCCCUCAGACAUCGUGUCCUUAUGCGGCCUGCUCCGCACUGUAGGCCCAGGUUUGGAUUGCUUAGUGAUACCACACAGCUCAUAAAUCACCGUCCUGCUGUGGCCGCAAUGGUGAAUGUUAGGCAUCGCAGCAGCACGUCACCACACCAAUGUCGAGCUGUCAUAUUUGACCUUGGAGGAGUGGUGUUCCCUCAACCACAGAGAUUUUUCAAUGAAUUUGAGACCGCACAAGGCCUUCCAAUAGGUUUCAUGGAGAGUGUCAUCUCAGAGAGAGGGCGGGCGGGAUCAUUUCGAUGUCUAGAGAGGGGAGAGAUUGAUCUUCCAAAGUUUAUACCAUUAUUUGACAAGGAAUGCUCAGAAAAGGUUGGCAGGUCGGUGGACCUUGGUAGAGUGAUGCAGAUCCUGACUAACACCAAGUCAAAGCACACUCCAUACCCACAGAUUAUAGAUGCAAUUCAAUGCAUUCGUGCUGAGGGGCUCAAAACUGCACUUCUAACCAAUAACUGGUUCAUUCGUGGAAAGGAGUCGUUCUGUCCAGUCGACAUGAGUCUUUUCGAUGUGGUGAUGCAGUCAGCGAAACUUGGCGUGGCAAAACCUGAUCCUGCGAUUUAUGAGCAGACGCUUGGCAAGCUUCACUGUGCGCCAGAGGAAGCGAUAUUCCUGGAUGACAUUGGGCAGAAUCUAUCUCCCGCACGCAAGAUGGGCAUCAAAACCAUCAAGGUAGAGAACCCAGCACAGGCGUUGCGUGAGCUGCAUGCAGAACUAGGAUUCCCUCUCGCUGGAUUCGUGCCGGGGACAACGGCCGUCGGUGAAAACUACCAGCUACCCGUCGACCGCCUGCUCACGUACAUGCGAGACGUCGCAGGCAUCGAGGUAGAUGGCGCCACCGUGAACCUGCGACAGUUCCGGCACGGCCAGUCUAACCCCACGUACUUCUUCGGGUGCGGCGGACGGAACUACGUGCUCAGGAAGAAACCGCCGGGAAAGCUUCUGCCAUCAGCGCAUGCUGUGGAGAGAGAGUUCCGAGUGAUGAGGGCGUUGGAGUGCCAUGGUGUGCCCGUGCCCAAAUGUCUAUUUCUGUGUGAGGACUCCAGUGUUAUAGGAACGCCAUUUUACAUGAUGGAGCACGUACCAGGUCGCAUAUUCAAAGACCCAUUGUUGCCCAACAUGACCCCUGUGGAACGCAGUGCUAUCUACACGGCAAUGUGUGAUGUGCUAGUAAAAAUACACCUAGUGAAUAUAGAGAGAGCCGGACUUCAAGAUUAUGGCAAACCUGGUUCGUACUGGGAGCGGCAGCUGAGUACGUGGGGCAGGCAACAUGAGGCGAGUAAGUUGCAGAAUGUGCCGGAGAUGGACGCGCUCAUGGCCUGGCUGAGAGAACACCUGCCCGCAAUCACCGCAAAAGAACGCAGGAGCAUUGUACAUGGAGAUUUCAGGCUUGAUAAUCUCAUAUUUCAUCCGACGAAGCCUGAGGUGGUGGCAGUGCUAGACUGGGAGCUGUCCACGCUAGGUGACCCCCUUGCUGACCUCGUCAAUGACUGCGUCGUUUACCACACCAAGCCCAACAUGCCACACAUCCGAGGUUUCGGCGAUGUGGACCUAAAAUUGUUUGGCAUCCCAUCAGAGGAAGAGUUUUUGAAGCUAUAUUGUCGCCGUGCUGGUCUCAUGCGCAUCAACAACUGGAACUACUACGUCGCCUUCCUGUUCUUCCGCUACUGUGGCAUCGCGCAGGGCAUUUACAGCAGGUUCUUAAAGGGUCAGGCAGCUGGUGCAAAUGCAGAGAUGUUAGGCGCUUACGCUAGGCAGCUAGCCAAGAUCGGACUCGAGUACACCAGGCAGGGAGUGCCCAAGGCACCUAAGAGUACGAAGGUCGGCACAAGGUCGUACUCCAGCCUGGCAUCAUCUCCCAUUCCACGGGUAUCGCAGCACAGGCACUACACCAUGGAGACGGGUUCUGCUCAGUCGGCGGAUGGUAACGGCCUAUUGCCUAUCACAGUAGCAGCCUUAUCACCCCGUGCCCAAGAUUACCACAGACGGGUGAAAAUCUUCAUCAGGGACAACGUAGCAAACUGGGAGAAUGAGUACAUGCAAUACCAAACGCAGCCAGACACGAGAUGGACGGUGCAUCCCAGACUAAGGCAAAUCCAAGCCAGAGCUAGAGAGGCAGGUCUUGCUAACCUGUUUGUCACACGCGAGUCAGAUCCACAGCAGAUAUAUGGAGCUGGGCUCACCAACGUUGAAUACGCACACAUCUGCGAACUCAUGGGAAUGUACUUGCUUGCACCAGAGGUGUUUAACUGUCAGGCGCCUGAUACGGGUAACAUGGAAACGCUGAUGAAGUAUGCGACGGAGGAGCAGAAGCAGCAGUGGCUUGUGCCGAUGGUGGAAGGACGCAUACGCUCUUGCUUCGGCAUGACAGAACCACAGGUUGCUUCAUCAGAUGCGACUAAUAUACAAUCGUCGAUCACAAGAGAUGGCAACGAAUACAUCAUAAACGGACACAAGUGGUGGACGUCCGGAGCCAUGCAUCCAGACUGCAAGCUGUGUGUCUUCAUGGGGAAGACUGAUCCGAGCGCGGACAAGCACAAGCAGCACACAAUGAUCCUCAUACCGAUGGAUGCCCCCGGGGUCAAGGUCAUCCGUCCGCUCACCGUGUUUGGGUUUGAAGAUUCGCCAGAGGGCCAUGCCGAAGUGUUGUUUAAGAACGUGAGAGUGCCCGCAUCGAACAUACUGCUUGGUGAAGGUCGCGGGUUUGAAAUUGCGCAGGGCAGGCUUGGACCAGGACGGAUCCACCACUGCAUGCGGCUCAUCGGAAUGUCAGAGAGAGCUCUCCAGCUGAUGGUGCAGCGUGUACUCACGCGCGAGACGUUUGGACAGAAGAUUGCUGAGCACGGCACGAUACAGGCGGACAUUUCUCAAUCUCGCAUUGAGAUAGAGCAAGGUCGGCUGCUCGUGUUGAAGGUCGCACUCAUGAUGGACACAGUCGGCAACAAGAAAGCUGCGUCGGAGAUCGCCAUGAUCAAGGUCGUGGCUCCCCUCAUGGCACAGCACGUGCUCGACCGCUCCAUUCAAGCGUUCGGGGCAGCGGGUGUGUGCGGGGACUGGCCCCUCGCGCACAUGUGGGCGGCGGCGCGGGCGCUGCGGCUGGCAGACGGACCAGACGAGGUGCAUAGACGCAGCGUCGCGCGCCUGGAGCUCCGCAAGUCCAAGCUGUAGUCAUGGCAAUGAGACGGUCGCCUAAUCACUGCCUACUGCAGAGAAGAUAUAGUCAGAAUGAAGAUGUGCCUGAGAAUGAAUGCACUGCCACAAGGUAGAUAGGAUGAAGAUGAAGCCACAUUAGGGGCAAAGCCUGGUGUAUAUAAUAAUGGAGAGACACGAUCGAUCGAUGUCACAGUAAUUUAGGCAGGAAUACUAUUAUAACAUUUUCAAUAACUGGAUCAGAGUGUUUAUAUCCGAUAGGAUGGUUAUGAUUGCAGCUAUAGCUAACGGCACGCAGGUGUGAGGAAUAGAUAAUGUACAAUCCAUUAAAAUUGUAAAAUCGUGGCUGAUCCAGUUACAUAUCAUCAAGAAUCCAUAAUACAUGUAAUAGAACAUUUCUAUUAUGUACUCUUGAUGAUCUCAUCACACCGGCCACUCCUCUUUUAAUGGUAAAUGAAGAAUGGUAGCUAAUAGCAUGAUGUGCUCAGGAAUAACUGCACUGUAUUUCAUUCAGUCCACAUUUUUCACUGUAUCUAAUAAAUUGUGCAAUAAUGAAUAUAACUGAAUACUUGCAUUCAUAAAAGCUGCACAUCAGUUAACAAGUGUUUUUUUUAAUAUAUAAUUGCAUCAUCAAGUCAUAAUUGAAGACAAAUGUUUUGCUAAGAAAAUCAUGACACUCCUAGUUGCAAUGUUGGAUGGAUUCACUACAAACAAGUAAUUAGCUAUUGUGAAAGUUGUAAUAUGUAAAAAAAUAAAUGUUAUGAAGGAAAUUA
Priapulus caudatus is the source of this 4052-nucleotide messenger RNA. Its product is annotated as acyl-CoA dehydrogenase family member 10-like. Lineage: Eukaryota; Metazoa; Priapulida; Priapulimorpha; Priapulimorphida; Priapulidae. Gene Ontology annotation, molecular function: flavin adenine dinucleotide binding; oxidoreductase activity, acting on the CH-CH group of donors. The record is from RefSeq and is a predicted model, not a curated record. The transcript has 20 exons. Bases 73 to 3297 code for a protein of 1074 amino acids.